GAAUGAACAGAGGUGGAAAAGUAAUACAUCACGCUGAACUUCCGUCUGUCUUGAUUUCAGAUCCUUUUGGCCCUCCUUAAUCAUAGCAGCCUUGUUCUUGGGGGUUGCUGUUACCGUUUUGGUCAUGAUUAUGACGCUACGGGUGACAAGCUCAAAUGACGGUGACGACGGGCACGGCGGUAACGAACACGGCGGUAACGAACACAACGGACACGGCGAAACGGAAACCGAGACUGAUGACUACUGGGAUAUAUAUGGCCCCAGGAACACGAAACCUGAUACCAGCUCCCCCAGUACUACAUCCCCGGCUGCAGCUACUACGAAGACCCCGACUACAACUACAACUACCACCACGACCACUACGACUACAACCACGACUACAACUACAACCACAACCACGACCACGACUACAACUACGACGACUACAACGACAACUAGUACUACGACUACGACCACGACUACAACUACGACAACUACGACCACGACUACAACUACGACAACUACGACCACGACUACAACUACGACGACUACAACUACGACGACUACAACGACAACUACGACCACGACCACGACCACAACAACAUCCCGGAAACCACCCCUGCUGGUGUGUACCACAGUUUAUGCGAUCCCAGACGAUGGACAAUGCGACUUCCUCCUUUUUCGAUUCGACACUACCAACCCUUUUGAAGAACAAACGCCAAACAACACGCGCAUAUCAUCCUUCUACACUGAUGGACAGUACUACAAGACGACAAAGCGUGGCGUAGACAUCUCCACAAGUGUACGAGACGAAGCAAGGGUCAGCCUUGAGACCGCCAGUAGCAGGUGGAGUUUCACCGAAGCUUGGGACCAUAAAAUUCGUCAUUACAGCCUCUUCGACGGCGAGCUCGACAACAACACAGCACCGAGUGAAGUAGAUGACGUCAUCAAGUUUCUCAAGACAGUGAAAGAAUCCCAGAGGAGGGCCGAAAAAGCAUCCAUACCAUCCGAAAAGGGAUUUUUGUUUUGGGGGAUCGCUCCGCUAUUCGGGCCCCCGGAUGCUGCGACUACUAUGAAAGAUCACUUCGAAAGAACGGUCAAGGAAGGACAACCCGAUGCUAUUCUCUUUCGCUCGACCUACGUUAAGACUCUCUAUACAAUAUCUCCUUGCGUCUCUACUGGUCCGUCACUCUGGAGCGACGCACCGAUACCAGAACAACCAACCUUCGAACAGGCACUAGAGUUCCGGAAAAAGGUCACCAUCGAUACCAGCCUUCCGCAAAUGUUAUCCCUGUCCACGUUCGGCUUGAUAGCGAAAUACAACCGAAACACGUACGGAACAUCCCAAAAUGCGACGAUUGGAGACGGUGUUUCCUGCAAAGAAAUGAAUGUGGCACUAUGGUAUACCCAAGAUUGCGACGUCUCUGGGAGCAACAUUAUCCGAGACAACGUCCGCUUAACGUAUGUUGGCAGAAAUGACCAAGAAGUAGAAGGCUACGACACAGAAGACACGAUUAAAGCCAAGAUAUGCAAGGCUCAAGUGGAUUACAAGUUUCUUGGUGGUUACGUCGUAUUCGGACUCGACAAGGAUAUCGACCGGGAUAAACGCUGCCGAAACGAGACAUACGUGAAGCUCCAGGGACUCCGCUACAUCAGGGACAACACGUGGACGAAUUUCAAAGACUGCAUAUAAAACAGAAGGACUUGAUAAAUGAAGCAGGAUGUCCUGAUUUCCUUGACUUCGCUGCCUUCCUUCUGCUUCCGCUUUCCUUCGACGAUUGUUUCCUUCAUCAGCUUGAUAAGGGCUGCUGUAGUAUGAUGAAAAUAUAUGAUGAAACUUAUAGUGA
Messenger RNA from Ornithodoros turicata, 1826 nucleotides. RefSeq names its product serine-rich adhesin for platelets-like. The record is from RefSeq and is a predicted model, not a curated record. NCBI's taxonomy places the organism in Eukaryota, Metazoa, Arthropoda, Arachnida, Ixodida, Argasidae. Bases 125 to 1672 code for a protein of 515 amino acids. The transcript is spliced from 10 exons.